CCCCUACGCUACGCUACUGGAAGCUCUGGUCCCAUUUGGGAUGCUAGCUUCAACCAUGUACGAGUGUGAAGGUUCUGAAAUGGAAGUUGUAACUUCUGUGGUCAAAUCUGUCGCAUGAUGUCAUAUUGUGCCUGGACUCUCUAUGCUUAACCGUAUGGUCGCAUGUAUUCAGGAAGGAGAAAGUCAUACACGGUUGUUCCUUUAAAUUGUACCGUUGUUUCACAGGAAAUUGUCCCUCUGCUGUGAUAUUGUAAUCACUUAUUAUAAUCGUCAUUACAUUUAAGCUAGUAAAGUUUCUUUCGAUUCCAACACCUUGAUGAAUAACUUCUUGUAAUGAGGAUACAUUAAACCAUUAAAACGUUUUUGGUUCAUUGAAGUAAAAUUGUCAAUUAUGGAAUCGACAACUUUAAUAAUUAAGCACUUACCUUCUGAAUUUACUACUGAAGAGAAAGAAGAAUUGCUUCAGCAUUUUGGAGCCACUAAAGUACGUUGUAUGUCAAAUACUGGGAGAAUGAAACACACAGCAUUUGCUAAUUUUCCAAAUAGAGAGAAUGCAGAGAUAGCUCUAAAAAGGUUACAUCAGUUAGAGAUUUUAGGUUGUCGUCUAGUUGUAGAAUUUGCUAAAGUUCAACAUCAAAAUGAUUUUCCUCAUGAAAGUGACUUUAAAAGAUUUUCAGAUAAGCAAAAGGAUGUAGAAACAAAUGGAAUUUCUGAAAAGGAAAAUAUGAGAUUAAGGAUGGAAGAGUUUUCUAGGAGAAUUCAUGCAGUUGCUCCUCAUUUACGAUUAGAUUAUUUGCCAUCACCAUUACUUAAGUACUCAUAUCCAAGUCCUUCACCAUCUAUUAUUAGUAAUAUAGCAAAUGCACUGGCUUCUGUUCCAAAAUUUUAUACUCAAGUCUUGCAUUUAAUGAAUAAAAUGAAUUUACCUCCUCCAUUUGGGCCAGUUACGCAAGCUCCUCCACUACAGCCUGAUAUACACGUACAAGAGAAUUUAGAACAAGAUAUUGUAGAAGAAGAAGAAAUGGACAUGACAAGUUCUGAAGAAUCUGAAUUAGAAAGUGAUGAUGAACUUAAAAAACAACAGCCAACAACUGUAAAAAGGCAAUUAAAGAAGCAGAAAAGAAAAGUUAAAAAACCUAAACUAAAGGAUUUACUUGGAACCACAGUCACAUCAUUUCCAAAGACAACUACAGGACCAGUUUUAACUCAUACAGAUGUUUUCGAUGUUCCAUCAGAAAAUCAAACUUUAAAAAAGAUACAGAUCAACUUAAAACCUACAAAUGAAGCAGAAAAUAUAGAUGAAAAUGAUGAUGUAGCAAAAGAUAAGGAACCAAUACGUGUUGAAGAAGGAGGAUUUGGUACUAUUGCUCCACAUAAAACAGAUGAAGAUGCAGAAACAAAUCAAGAUGAAGAUAUGGAAGAUAUAUGGAAAGAAUCUAAAUUUAUUACAUUCCAAGAACUUAAACGAAAAAAAUGUUCAGAAAGUGAAAUGAAACAUCUUCCCGUAUUUAAAAAUUAUAAAUCUGGACAACCCACCUAUAGACUGUAUAUAAAAAAUCUUGCAAAACAAGUUUCUGAAGAGGAUCUCAGAUAUAUUUAUGGCAGAUAUAUUGAUCGAACUUCAACAACUGAAAGAAAUAUGUUUGAUAUUCGAUUGAUGAAAGAAGGUAGAAUGAAAGGUCAAGCUUUCAUAACUUUAGCAACAGAGGAACAGGCAAUUCAAGCAUUAAAGGAUACAAAUGGUUAUGUUUUAAGUGGAAAACCUCUUGUUGUGCAAUUUGCUCGAUCUGCAAAGCCAAAAGAUCAGAAAACAUCUGUAGAAACAGAAUGAAAUUUCAUCAAGAUGUUUCAGAAAUAUAUAAAUGUACUGUAUGUAUAUAAUAUUACUCUUCUCUCUAUAAAUAAAUAUUUUUAUCUAUCAUUGUAUAAAAUCUUU
Molecule: messenger RNA, 1936 nt
Organism: Centruroides sculpturatus (bark scorpion)
Lineage: Eukaryota; Metazoa; Arthropoda; Arachnida; Scorpiones; Buthidae
Product: RNA-binding protein 40-like
Exons: 12
Coding region: 392-1831 (479 amino acids)
Biological process (GO): mRNA splicing, via spliceosome
Cellular component (GO): U12-type spliceosomal complex
Molecular function (GO): pre-mRNA intronic binding; U12 snRNA binding; protein binding
Source: RefSeq, a predicted model, not a curated record